CGCCGCGCAGUGUCGAGUGUUGCACGUACACGCUCGGGAGUUGGGACGCGGGCGCGACGUGUGCGCAUUAUUAUAAUAAUUAUAUUAUUUCGUAUUUUGUAUAGUAUAAUAAUAUUAUAAAUCAUAAUAUGUAGAGAGCCCGAGAAGUACCUAUAAAAAUAUUUCUUAUAUAUUAUAUAUUUUUUAUAAUUUAUAUUAUUAUUAUUGUCGUGUUGUAAUAAUCUGCGCGGGGUAAUCACAAAAUAAUAUCAUUAACAAUAUUAUCAUUGCGAACAAAGAUAAUAAUAUGAUAUUUUAACGUCGGUGUUUCUAUAUAGUGUUUAUUUCAAUGAGCAGCGUUUGCGCGGACCGUCGGCUUACGUAGUGAUCAGGAGGCGGUACAUACGCAGUUCGGCUAUCGACGAUAAUACAUUAUUAUAAUUAUUAUUUACGUUGUCACACGAGUUGGCCUUUAAUUAUCACCGGCAAUGAGAUGCAGUAGGUACGCCAAUAACGUUCCACCUGUACAGAUGCAGAUGUAGUGAUGCGUGUCCGGCGUUUCGACGUGACCCACCGGAAAACGCAGCACGUCCUCUCGAGCACGCGGUCGUCUUUGGCGAUAACUCAAAACCGUCUGAAAAUAUAGGUCUACUGGCAUAUACGGUAAACGCUCUUGGCCGUCUGUCAAGUCCACCAAUACGAGCCGAGUGUGUGGGUACGCACUAAAGUUUGACCGGCCGGCGCGCCUGCACGAAGGACGUCGUCGUCGUUCGGGUGUCUUCUUCGUCGUAUUAAUACGACCUAACCUACAGCUAUAUAAUAGGUGGUGUGCGCGGUGCGUCGUUCGAGCUGUAUACAACCGACGAGACAGCCGAUCACUAGAUUGCGCCGGUUUUAUUCUAUAAGUAUACGUCCGGUCCGGUAUUCGCCAACGCUGUCGCCCCGCGAUGCACUACCGUAGUCCCGUCCUGGGUAGUCGAUUCUUGAGGCAAUUAAAAAGUAUGUGGCGAUUAGCAUAAGAAUUAAAAUGACGACGACUCAUAAGAAACACAAGAGAACACACAGUAAUCAACAAACUAUAGAACCAUACUAUACUAUUAGAUACCUAUUUAUAUUUGUUACAACAUUAGCGUCAGUGACGGUGUAUCACAUUCAUCAAGAGAUAGUGAGGCCGAAACUCGAACAUUUGGUAGUUUACGAAAAUUUAACUGAUCGUGACCCAAGAGUUACUUGUCAGUUUCCUAUACUUAACCCGUUCGAUUCAUCCAUUCUCAAAUACGUGUUCGUACCCAAACCUAUAAAAUGUAUGGAGAGGUCUUAUCGUUUGACUUACAUCAACAUGAGCACAGGGCUUCUACAGUUCAACGCGUCAGGAUUCGAAGAGUCCGGUUAUUCCUUGACCUCAAAUACGCUUCGUUGUUAUUAUCAAGAAAUUAAUCGUCCAAUCGAUGAUGAUUUUCGUUUAGAGUACGGACCACAAAUUCCCAUCACUGGUUUUCAUGAACCUCUCACGGAUUUCAUAUUCGUAUCAUGCACCAAUUUAUUUGGCAUUACUGUAUAUAGUAACUUUCACGCAUAUGCUAGAAGAAGGCCAGAAGUUAGGAAAUUUAAAAACGAUAUGGAACUAGGGGUAGCUGUAAUUGGAAUCGAUUCUAUUUCACGUUUAAACUUUAUGAGACAAAUGGUAAAAUCGUAUAAUUUCAUUAACAAAGAAAUGAGUGGUGAUGUGAUGCAUGGAUUCACCAAAGUGGGUGAAAACACAUUUCCUAAUGUGAUACCGAUGCUAACCGGCCGAUCAUUCAUCACGGAACAUAACAAUAAGUUUGAUGACUGGCCGUACAUAUGGAAGGACUUUAGUGAAGAAGGUGCCGCGACUUUAUAUGCCGAGGACCAGCCAGAAUUUAACAUGUUUGAUUAUUUAGCAAGAGGGAUUACUUUACAGCCAACUCUGCAUUACAUGCGCCCAUAUUGGUUAGCUGUGGAACAGUCGAUUCUAUAUAAGAUGAGCUCACCUGGUUGCCUUGGACCAACGCCUAAACAUCUUAUCUAUUUCGACUAUUUGAAAUCAUUCCUAAAAGUCUAUAAAGACUCUCCAGUGUUCUUGUUCUCUCUUUUUAACGAAGUUAGUCACGACUUUGUCAAUACUGUCGGUGUAAUAGAUUUAGAUUAUAUGCAAUUCCUCAAGACUUCUCUCCAAGAAGGGCUUUUUAACCGAACUGUGAUUUUUGUGCUCGGUGAUCAUGGAAACCGUAUGGAUUUCAUUCGGCGAACCAAAGUGGGAACCAUAGAGGACCGGAUGCCAAUGGUCACCGUAAUACUUCCAGAGUGGGUAAGCACGAAGUAUCCAUCCUGGAAAGAAUCCCUCCGUGAUAACCGUAUGAGACUGACAUCCACCUAUGAUAUUUAUGCUACAUUCAGACAUAUAUUAAGUACAUUGAAUAAUCAAAAUAAAUCAACUGAUAUCAAACCACACUUACUAAAUAGUAUCCAAGACAAAAACGUUAAGAAUCAUUUUUCAGCUACUAGUACAGGCUUAUCGUUUUUUGAACCCGUUCCAUUAGUUAGAGAUUGCAAUGCUGCCGGUGUAGCUCAAUGGCUGUGUGUUUGCAACGAAGGUCGACAAAAGCGACUUGAUCCAGAUCACCCAUACAGCCUUGCAGCAUCAAAUGAAGUCAUAAGGUAUUUUAAUGAACUAUUAGAUGGUCUUGAAAAUUGUGCUGAAAUGAAAUUGGCUUUUAUUGAACAUACAUAUUUGUACGAAGCACCGCAAAAAUAUGACGAUGGUAAAGUGUACGAAAAAUCUGUUCAAAUAACAUUCAAAGCCUCGCCAGGUAAUGGAUACUUCGAAGCCACACUUGGUAUAGAAAUAAAUAAUGGAUCCCAAACAUUUGAAGUCAUUGGGCAGGUCUUUAGAAUUAACAAGUAUGGAAAUCAAGCAGACUGUUUGCCCAGAACGAUGCUCGCUAAAAUGCCAAUUUUGAAAGGAAUUUGUUAUUGUGAUUAAAAUAUUAAAUAUAUAAAUAUACAUUAUAAGAAGUAUUAAGUAUUGUAUUACUCGACUGUACAAAUAAAUUGUUAAUUGUUAAACUAUGAAAAUGACUGAACAAUUUAGUUUAAUAUACCUAUGUAGACAUACACAUAAUAUAAACUAUAAAUAUAUUUCAAACAAAAUUGUUUUUAUAGAAAUUAUUAUGAUAACACCUUGUCAAUUUAAUAUGUGUUAAUUAUGAAUAUAAUGUUAAUUUUUAAUACAAUAUGUCAAUAUGUACCUAUUUAUUAUAGAGGUAUCUAAUACUAUUGUGAUUUAAUUUUCUCAGAAUUUAAGUUAAGUGUAUUUGGAGAUUCAUUUAUUUUUAUAUUAUAUUAAUUGUGUUAUAUUCAAACUUAUACUCCUAAACAUUAAAAUUUAUUUCUAUUUUAUACCUUUAGGUAAAUAAUUACCUCAGAUAAAUAUUGUUGUCAAUACCGAAAAAUUAUAACACAAAUAUUGUUAAUGCCUAUUUAAGUAUUUAUUUUUAUACGUUUGUAUAAUAAUAUAGGUACGAUUGUAUAAAUGGGUAUCCAAUAUAUAUAUAUAUACAGAAUGUAACAGCCUGUUUCUAGGAAGACAUGACAGAUAAAAUAAUUUUUGUUCUAAUCAAUAUUUAAAAUUUUUUUUUAUGUAUUAAAUGUUCUAACUAAUUAAAUAAUUUGUA
This is a messenger RNA of Metopolophium dirhodum (rose-grain aphid), 3674 nucleotides long. RefSeq lists its product as uncharacterized. Bases 1007 to 2983 code for a protein of 658 amino acids. Lineage: Eukaryota; Metazoa; Arthropoda; Insecta; Hemiptera; Aphididae. The transcript has 11 exons. The record is from RefSeq and is a predicted model, not a curated record.